Molecule: messenger RNA, 535 nt
Organism: Gregarina niphandrodes
Lineage: Eukaryota; Apicomplexa; Conoidasida; Eugregarinorida; Gregarinidae
Exons: 1
Biological process (GO): ubiquitin-dependent protein catabolic process
Cellular component (GO): cytosol
Molecular function (GO): polyubiquitin modification-dependent protein binding
Source: RefSeq, a predicted model, not a curated record
AUUUGUGUACAAGGGUGAGGUGAAAAAUCCCUUCCAAAGCAUUCUGGAGUUGGGUUUAACGGAUGAGGAAACGGUAUUCUAUUUGGAGAAUUCUCCUCCUCAGUCGUCGGGGAGUGGUCCGGUACCGGCAGCGCCAACGCCGAGCGUGCCGAUGAUUUCUAAGAUGCUGCAAGAUCCGUUUGUGCAGUUGUUAAUGAAUUCACCGGACUUGUUGCAAAUAUUAUUUGACAGUAAUCCUCAGAUCCAGCAGCUUAAAAGAUCAAAUCCACAAAUCUCAGCACUCUUCUCCGACCCCAAAGAGAUCCUAGAUCUUAUGAAAACGCUCAGCAAUCCGGCUGCAGCCCGGGAGAUGCUCAAAGCCACCGACCGAGCACUCAAUAAUGUUGAAGCCGUACCUGGUGGCAUGGACGCUAUACGGUCACUCUACAAUGAUUUUACAACCAUGCCGGCAGAAGAAGAAGACUCGCCACCCCCCUCAGAUCCAACCCAUUUAGUUAUAAGACGGAACGAUAUCGAAGAUACUCCCUUUCCCAGA